CCAUUUUGAUUGCAGUGUAGUUUGCUUUGUAGCUCGCAAGUUGAAGUGUUGUCACUUUACCAGCUCAACCAAAUUUCUGUUUGCAAAUUCUUGUAGCAGAUAUUGCAAAGGAAGCCUUCAUUAACGAAGAGUUUAGUUCUGGUAGAAUAUAAAUUUGAAAAGGCAACUUUUAGCUGCACAGUGGGAAAUUCACCGAGUCAGCAAAAUGGGUUUUGAAACUUGUGGUCCAAAUGAAGCAAUGGUUGUGUCAGGUGCGUGUCAUGGAAAACCAUCACUUAUCUCUGGUGGAAGAACGUUUGUGUGGCCAGGAAUCCAGAGAGUCCAAAAAAUCAAUCUCAAUGUGAUGACUCUAAAUGUUGAAUCAGUCAAGGUCUAUACAGUCCAAGGUGUACCCAUUUCUGUGACUGGAAUUGCCCAAGUGAAGAUACAGGGUCAAAAUAUGGAAAUGCUUCAUGCUGCUUGUGAGCAGUUUCUUGGCAAGAGCACAAGGGAAGUUCACCAAAUUGCACUUGAAACUCUUGAAGGUCACCAGAGAGCCAUUAUGGGAACAAUGACAGUCGAGGAAAUUUAUCAAGACAGAAAGAAGUUUUCCAAAUCAGUUUUUGAGGUGGCUUCAUCAGACCUGGUAAACAUGGGGAUCAGUGUUAUCAGCUACACACUGAAAGACAUCAGAGAUGAAGAGGGGUACCUGUUGGCACUUGGAAUGAAAAGAACUGCAGAGGUUCAGACAGAGGCAAGAAUUGGAAAAGCCAAGGCAAAGAUGGAGUCAGGAAUCAAAGAAGCUUCCGCAGAAGAACAAGAGAUGAAAGCCAAGCUUGCUAAUGACACUGAGAUUGCAAAAUCGCAGAGGGACUAUGCACUGAAGAAGGCUGGCUACGACAUGGAAGUCAACACGAAGAAAGCCAAAUCUGACUUGGCCUAUGAGCUGCAGGCAGCUAUCACAAAACAGAAAAUCAAGGAGGAACAGAUGCAGAUCAAAGUCAUAGAAAGAACACAACAGAUUGAGCUGCAGGAGCAAGAGAUUGCCAGGAGAGAGAAGGAAUUGGAGGCAACAAUCAGAAGACCGGCCGAGGCAGAGAAAUACAGGACGGAAAAACUGGCCCAGGCUAAUUGCAACCGGGUCAUUUUGGAAGCAGAGGCGGAAGCUGAAUCAAUCAGGAUGAAAGGAGAAGCACAAGCAUUUGCUAUUGAAGCUAAGGCUAAAGCAGAAGCCGAGCAGAUGGCAAAGAAGGCCGAUGCCUGGAAAGAAUACCAAGAAGCCGCCAUGAUUGACAUGAUGCUGGAAACACUACCCAAGGUUGCUGCCGAGAUAGCAGCUCCUCUGGCAUCUUGUAAGAAAGUGACAAUGGUUUCCAGUGGUAAUGGUGCUGUUGGUGCUUCCAAAAUCACUGGGGAAUUGCUUGAUAUUGUCUGUAGGCUGCCGAAGGCAAUGGAAGAAAUGACUGGCAUUGACAUAACCAAGAGCCUCCGUGCCCGCUAAAACCCAAAUUGGAACUUUUAAAAAACUUAAUAAUCAACUUUGAGCUUAUCUAAAUAUUAUUUUCACUAAUACCUUUUGAUGUAAUAUACCUUCGGAUAUUCAUGCGUGCAAUUUUAUAACACCAUCCACUAUGUAAGGCAAUGGCCUAUCAAUGUAAUUUUGUCGUUUUUUAUAUAAUCAAAUAAGCCAGGCGCUCCAGCAUAUUUACAAUUGAUACUAACUCGCUGAUUUAUAAUCACAAUUGCCUUACCCAAUCUGAGAUUGUAGCUCGGCUGUUUAUCUUUAUGAAUCAACAACAAUUCAACUAUUUCAUAUGCUUUGCCUAGUCUAUUUGCCCCGUCCUUUUGUUAGCACCAUCCAUUAUACAAUUUAUGCUUUAGUUUAAGAUAUGCGCGGGGAAAAUCUUGAAUUUAAAGCCCUGGAUAUUUCACUCGCCCCUUGAAACCAGCAAAGGAUUGUCUUUGAAAUCUCGCAUUGUCAUAUGUCUCAACGAGAUGAUCGGACCCCCAUACCUAACACUCAUUUUCAAUCUGCCUGGCCGUUCGUUGAUUUCAAUUAAAGUCCUACGGCGAUCUUUUUAACAUUAUUUCCUUUGCAUAACACUGUCUCUAAUAAUAACAUCAUAUUGAUAAUUUCACGCUAUUGCCAUACGAUUUUCUCUUCAAUGUAUACAUGGGUUGAAGAUUUUAGCUGGUUAUAUUUCGUUGGCGCCUAGAUAUAGAUCUUUGUGAACUAACGGUCUAAUUCCCCCAAGCUAUUGAUGUACAAAAGAAUCAUGGGAGAUUGUAUAUAUUAGGCCAUCGUUGAAGACAAAGUAUUUCAGUUGUCUUUAGAUUGUUUCCGAGUUGCACCUGGGUUUAAAUUUCACACAAAAGUAAGAUAUAGCGUUUUCGUUCACAAUGCAGUUCCCUUUGUUAAGGUACUUUUCAUUUAAACUAUCUAUCAUUCCAAUUCAUGUAUUGAAGUUAAAUCUUGUUUGCAUAUAUAAGCAUAUAAAAAUGUA
Molecule: messenger RNA, 2483 nt
Organism: Rhopilema esculentum
Lineage: Eukaryota; Metazoa; Cnidaria; Scyphozoa; Rhizostomeae; Rhizostomatidae
Product: flotillin-1
Biological process (GO): positive regulation of cell junction assembly; positive regulation of cell-cell adhesion mediated by cadherin; protein kinase C signaling
Cellular component (GO): plasma membrane; cytoplasmic vesicle; flotillin complex
Molecular function (GO): protease binding
Source: RefSeq, a predicted model, not a curated record